CCCAUCGGGGCCUUUUUCGAGUGCCUCUGCACGGCGCCCUGCAAGGCCUGCUCGGGCCUCUCGUGUUCGAACCCCCUCUCGUCCUUUGUGGUGACCACGGUGCUGGUCCAGCUCCCGGUCGUUGUCCUCUCCGCGAUGGAGCUGGGCGGCCUGGGGAGCUGCCGGGCGAGCCGGUGGCUCCUGGGGAUGCUGGUGGCGGGCCUCUCCCACCUGGCCGCGGGAUUUUACCUCGCGGCCAGGACCGGGAACGCCACCGACGAGGCCCUCCGGCACAGGCACCGGGCCACGGAGCGGAUCGGGUACCUGCUCUGCCACGAUCCGUGGAUCGCCGCGUACCUCCUGGUGGCAAUCUUUUACUUUUCGUGGCUCUGCGUGGGCUCGAGCCGGUCCAUCAACGGGUACUUUGCCGAGGACUACGGGAGCGCCGGGGGCUGCGGGAGCGACGCCCGGGACCGGGUGUCCGCGGUCCUGGGGCUCGGCUGGUUCUACCUCUUUGCCGGCCCGACGGUCCUCUCCUGCACCGUCUGCUGCGCGAGCUGCUGCGACAAGAAGGACUACGCGGCGGACGAYGAAGCCUUUGCCGCGGCGGAAGCGGGAAGGCAGAGCACGAAGCGCCCGUCGAAGCCUUCCRGCGAAGGCACACCGGGCGCCGGGGCCCCACCGGACACCGGACCGCCGAGGACCUACUCGGCGGAGGGGAUCCCCAUCGACCGCAAGGACGACGACGACGACGAGAGCGAGGUCGUCCAGGCGGAGGCCGUGGUCGAGGGAGAGGUUCUGCCCCCGCCCGUGAUGCCGCCGCAGUCCAAGAAGGACGACGCCGCGGCCGCCCCCACGACCGGAACCCCGCCCGCCGCCAAGACCAAGCGGUGGUUUGGACGGGGCAGGGGCAAGAAGGACGGCGAAAAGGACCCGGGGGUUCCCGACGCGAAAGCAACCGUGUACUAGGGAAACGGAACGGAACGGAUCUCCUCCUCCCGGGUGGAAUGGAAGGUUAUCCGGCGCGGCACGGGAAUGAUGGCCGGAAGGGUUUGCGUGCGGUGGCGACGCCGUGCCGUCGCACCCUGCCGGGUAGUUUUGUGGAUUGUAAAAAGAAAAAAGAAAAAACGUU
Messenger RNA from Pseudo-nitzschia multistriata, 1111 nucleotides. The record is from the annotation of a GenBank genome assembly. NCBI's taxonomy places the organism in Eukaryota, Bacillariophyta, Bacillariophyceae, Bacillariales, Bacillariaceae.